Molecule: messenger RNA, 2653 nt
Organism: Ornithorhynchus anatinus (platypus)
Lineage: Eukaryota; Metazoa; Chordata; Mammalia; Monotremata; Ornithorhynchidae
Gene: MAZ
Product: MYC associated zinc finger protein
Exons: 5
Coding region: 340-1797 (485 amino acids)
Biological process (GO): regulation of transcription by RNA polymerase II
Cellular component (GO): nucleus
Molecular function (GO): DNA-binding transcription activator activity, RNA polymerase II-specific; RNA polymerase II cis-regulatory region sequence-specific DNA binding
Source: RefSeq, a predicted model, not a curated record
AUUGGGGUGUAAAGUGGGGGGGCCCUUCCCCCCGCCCCUCCCACCUUCCCUCCGUCCCCCCCUCCCUGGACACCUCUGCCCCCAGUCGGGACCGGCCUUCCUUCGGACGGGAGCCCGUCGCUCCCUUUUUUCCCAGUCUGGAAGCAGUUGACCGUCCACCCGCCCACCCGAGGAUGCGCUUUUCCACCACCCUUCGAGGGGACUGAAGGACUCUUCCCCCCCGUCCCCCGUCCCCCGAGAGAGGAGCUCCCCCGGAUCCGCCCCCGCUUGUCAUAUUUUUUUUUUUUGGAAUUUUUUCUAAAUACCAGAUCUCCGAGGAGAUCGGGAUACUUCGAGGCGAUGUUGUACUUUGUCCCCCCGAUAGGAGUCUUCGCCCCCAGUCCUCCGCUUCUCCCCUACACUGGUGGUAGGGGGCUAGGUCCCAUCUUCCCUCCCGUCUUCUUGGAACAGGUCACCCAUUGCUACGGGUCUAAUGGGCUCUUCUCCCCACCUCAGGGACACCCCCAGAACCCCCUGCAGGUCGGGGCUGAGCUUCAGUCCCGGUUCUUCGCGUCCCAAGGCUGCAACCAGAGUCCAUUCCAGGCCACCCCGGCCCCCCCGCCGGCCCCCCAGCCGCCGUCGGCCGAGCCCCUCCAGGUCGACCUGCUCCCCGUGCUCGCCGCGGCCCAGGAGUCGGCCGCCGCCGCCGCCGCGGCCGCAGCCGCCGCCGCCGCCGCCGCUCCCCCCUCGGCCGCCGCCGCGGCCUCCACGGUGGACACAGCGGCCUUGAAGCAGCCCCCGGCACCCCCUCCUCCGCCGCCCACGGCCACAGCCCCGGCUUCCGAGGCGGCCCCUCCGGCCUCCGCCGCCACGGUCGCCGCCGCCACGGCGGCCGCCGCCCCGACCUCCGCCGCUGCUGUCGCCCCCGUGGCCGCCACCUUGGAAAAGAAGUCCAAGAGCAAGGGGCCGUACAUCUGCGCUCUGUGUGCCAAGGAGUUCAAGAACGGCUAUAACCUGCGGCGGCACGAGGCCAUCCACACGGGGGCCAAGGCGGGGCGGGCCGCCCCCGGCGCCAUGAAGAUGCCCACCAUGGUGCCCCUGAGCCUGCUGAGCGUGUCGGCGGCACUGGGCGGGGCGGGCGGGGGCGGAGGGGACGGGGGAGCAGGAGGCGGCGGGGCCGGGGUGGGCGGAGGGGGCGUGGUGACCACCACGGCCUCCGGGAAGCGGAUCCGGAAGAACCACGCGUGCGAGAUGUGCGGGAAGGCCUUCCGCGACGUCUACCACCUGAACCGGCACAAGCUGUCGCACUCGGACGAGAAGCCGUACCAGUGCCCCGUCUGCCAGCAGCGCUUCAAGCGCAAGGACCGCAUGAGCUACCACGUGCGCUCACAUGACGGGGCCGUACACAAGCCCUACAACUGCUCCCACUGUGGCAAGAGCUUCUCCCGGCCGGACCACCUCAACAGCCACGUCAGACAGGUGCACUCCACAGAGCGGCCUUUCAAGUGCGAGACGUGCGAGGCAGCGUUUGCUACAAAGGACCGGCUGCGGGCGCACACGGUGCGGCAUGAGGAAAAAGUGCCCUGCCACGUGUGUGGCAAGAUGCUGAGUGCAGCCUACAUCUCCGACCACAUGAAGGUGCACAGCCAAGGACCCCACCACGUCUGCGAGCUCUGCAACAAAGGUACCGGUGAGGUCUGUCCUAUGGCGGCGGCGGCGGCGGCGGCGGCAUCGGCUCCCGCCACGGCUGUGGGCUCCCUUUCUGGGGCCGAGGGUGUCCCCGUGAGCUCACAGCCACUCCCCUCCCAACCCUGGUGAGCCCCGGGGGAGGGGCGCUGAGGGAAGACCCCCCCCCUUCAGCCCCCCCCUCCUCCCCUCCCCCCUAAACUCCUCGCACUCCCUCCCCACCAUAAAUUGAGGAGCCGCCUGAAGGAAGGAGUGAAGACGACAUGAUUUCUUAGGGGAAUUCAUUAGAUUUUAAAUAAUUGUUUCUCUACUCCCCCCUCCCAUCCCAACCCCCUCCCCCCCACCACCCCAACCAACUAUUCCCCUGAUUGUUUCAGGGUCUCCCGGACUUUUGGCGGGGGUGGCAAGGGAUCUACCAACUUCCCCAAUCCCCUCCCUUUCCUGCCCUCCCCUCCUUUUUCCUCGUGCUGUCUGCUGCUCAUCCCUGGGGAGUUGGUGCUGAUUGGGGAAGGGCCGGGACACAGGAGGCCAGGGAAAGGAAGGAAUGCCGGGCGGGCUCUGCCUUGGGAGAGGGGGGAUAUUUAAAGGGGGGGAGGGGGGGGGGCCGGCAGAGGAGCGGGGUUUUCGCAGCAGAGUUGGGCCGCGGUCCACGGCCUUGAAUCUAUCACCCUAGAUCUUGCCGGACAGGGAUCUGGAGGACGAGGGGCUGAGCCCUGAGUGGGGCAGCAAAGGAAGAGUGGAGGGAGAGGGGCUGGAACAGUCGGGCCUCGGAGCCCUGCGGGAAGGUGGAGGGGAGAGAGGAAGAGUGCGGGAGGAGCGGAGCCGGGCGGGCGCGGGGAGAGUCACCAGGGAGCCGAGAGACGCUCCCCAGGGGGGAAUAAGGCAGCAGUGUUACCCCUUCCCCUCUCUCCCCUCCAAUCUCUAGCGCUGUUCUUUUUCUUUUCACCUCAUUUUCCGCCAGAGGAAAACGUGGCUCUGGCCACGACAU